UGUCUGCAAGCCAAUUGUUAUAGAAAUUUGCAAUAAUUUAAUUUACACAUAAAUAUCGCACCGUCGGGAGCUUUUUGUUGUUUAGAUUAGUUUGUGGCCAAUACAGACAUGGAAAAAGAUAAUGACGAAACAAACAACGAUGAAAGGAGCCGCCCGAAAACCGAUCAGGAGCAAGAAAAAGAAAAGUCCAGGGCAGAAAUCACCGACGUAUGCACCCCAGCGUCUUCGCAAAUUCAGGCCGAAAAAGAAACCGGCGGCAGACAGGGCAAUGUCCCUAAAGAAAAGAGGAAAUGCUGUAGCCACAAACUACGUAAACAGGAUCCGAGCAAAGCUCAAAUGGUCGUACAGCCAGGCGCAACAGCGGACCAAGAUAGGCCAAAUUAUCCAAAUGAACAAUACGAGAUCGGACCGCAACCGGGUACGUCACAAGUUUUGGACAAAGCGAGUUAUAAGAUAGUACAGUGUUCAGAAGAAGAAAAAGUCCCAAGUACCUCAGAAAAAAUGGGUCAUAGUCUGGAAGGUGGUGCUACAGAUAUGACAGUACAUCGCGGUGUCUUGCAGAGGCCGAGCGACGCUGAAUCAGUAGAACAAUGGUCCAGUAUGGCACAGGAGCAGAGUGAAAUCAAAUUAAUCGAACAACGUUCCAGCAUCACCCAGGAAUCGAGUGAAAUUGAAUUUUUGGUCGGACAACUUUCCAGUCUCACACAGGAGUCAAGCGGAACACAGUUAGGUGAACAACGUUCCAGUAUCCCACAGAGGUCUGACGGUACUAAAUCAUUAGAACAAGAGAGAAUCGAUGCUGUAGCCCGACAGCGUUCAAGAAGUUCGCUACAGUUGAGUGAGGCGUCUUCCCCUGACUCAAAAAGGUCCAUCCAGUCUGAAACCUCGCUCGAGAGUUCCUCUACAGAUACGAUUUUAAAUUUUCCCAUCGACAAUGCUGAUGAUUAUUUCAUUUCCCUAAAAGAUGACGAGCAGCGGUCCAGUUCUCUGGAAAGGAAGAGAACUCGAAUUGACGCAAUGAAAAUCGCCGAACCGCUGCCUUCAAAGAAACCCAGGCUCGAGUACGAAAACAAAGAUUUCGACACUUCAGACGACGCCGAACACAAUCGACCGGAAGACGGUAUCUUGGUAGAAGUUUCUUUAAAAACCAACGACGUUCUCGAAAUGCCAGAUGGAGAAGCUGCCUCGCCUGCAACUACCAAGCCGUUGACACCUAAGACGAAGGAAAGCGUCAAAGUGGCGAACCCGACUACAGACCGAAAAAUGAAGAAGCCCAAACACCCAAAAAGACUCCCGAUACUGCUGGAAGCGCCGGUCACGGAAAAAUACACAGUGUUCAUGAAAAACGACAGAUGGAAAGUGGUCGGAGGCGGAAUGCAAGGAUGGAGAAUCAGGAUGGAAGAUGCGCACGUCACUUUACUCGAAACGCCUUUGGAUCCGACCGUCGCGUUCUUCGGUGUUUUCGACGGUCACGGAGGCAACGAAGUCUCCAACUACGUCGCCCGACACCUGUACAAAUUCAUCUUACAGAGCGAUCGUUUUCACCUUGGGGAGAUCGACAUCGCGAUAAAAGAAGGCUACAUGAACAUCGACAACCACAUGAGGGAAAACGACAUCGGCAAGUUCCGCCAGGGUACGACUGCCAUCACCCUGAUGAUCAAAGACCAAACGGUUUACUGCGCCAACGUCGGCGAUUCUAGGGCGAUCGCGGUGAUCGACGGAGAAGUCGUCCCACUCUCCGAGGACCAGAAGCCGACGCUCCCCGAAGAGGCGAAGAGGAUCGGCAUGGCAGGUCUGCCCAUUCUGAACAACCGGGUCAGCGGAGGCUUGGCCAUGUCCAGGUCCUUGGGGGAUUUCAGGUACAAGUCCUUCCGCCACUUGUCCGCUCUGCAGCAGCCGGUCAUAGCACAGCCGGAGAUCGUCAAAAAAAGCCUGACCGACUCUUGGGAGUUCGUCGUCAUCGCGUGCGACGGCAUCUGGGACGUCAUGUCCAACGAUCUUGUCGCGGCUUUCGUCAAAGAUAAAAUCAAAAACGAUAUCAACCUCAGCGAAAUCUGCGAAUCACUCUUCAUGAAAUGCCUCGCCCCCUCGGCGUUUUUUCCGAACAAAGGUUGCGACAAUAUGACCGCCAUCAUCAUCCUCUUCUCAGAAGAAUUGACAAAGACAACUUGUCUCCGCUCCAUCACAGAUAAAGAAGAAUGUAAACAGAAAUUAAGUGUUAACGGAUAGAUGAGGAAAUGUACAAUUUGGUCCGAACCCAAUUAACUAAAGAUUUUAUAAGGUUAAUUUGAAAUAUAACGUGUUUGUUUUCGCUUCACAUGACCCACUCUAA
Molecule: messenger RNA, 2332 nt
Organism: Cimex lectularius (bed bug)
Lineage: Eukaryota; Metazoa; Arthropoda; Insecta; Hemiptera; Cimicidae
Product: probable protein phosphatase 2C 52
Exons: 1
Coding region: 109-2229 (706 amino acids)
Biological process (GO): protein dephosphorylation
Molecular function (GO): cation binding; protein serine/threonine phosphatase activity
Source: RefSeq, a predicted model, not a curated record